Megalobrama amblycephala (Wuchang bream) is the source of this 3245-nucleotide messenger RNA. RefSeq names its product golgi-associated, gamma adaptin ear containing, ARF binding protein 1 (gene gga1). Gene Ontology annotation, biological process: intracellular protein transport; vesicle-mediated transport. The transcript has 17 exons. The coding region runs from base 71 to 2011 and encodes 646 amino acids. NCBI's taxonomy places the organism in Eukaryota, Metazoa, Chordata, Actinopteri, Cypriniformes, Xenocyprididae. Gene Ontology annotation, cellular component: trans-Golgi network. The record is from RefSeq and is a predicted model, not a curated record. Gene Ontology annotation, molecular function: ubiquitin binding; small GTPase binding; phosphatidylinositol binding.
GAAGUACUUGUCUAGUUAGAGAGAUCACGUGUUUCAUCGCGAGAUUUGGGUCUUGUGAUCUCGGGUGAAGAUGGCGGCUCCGCCUGACGAGCAGAGCUUAGAGUCCCGCAUCAACAAAGCGACCAACCCUUUAAAUCGAGAAGCUGACUGGGAGAGUAUUCAACUGUUCUGUGACCAGCUCAGCAAUGAACCUGAAGGUCCACAGUUGGCCACCAGGCUUCUUGCUCACAAGAUUCAGUCCCCUCAGGAGUGGGAGGCCAUGCAGGCACUCACGGUUCUAGAAACCUGUGUGAAAAACUGUGGGAAAAGGUUCCAUAAUGAGGUGGGGAAGUUCCGUUUCCUGAACGAGCUCAUCAAAGUGGUUUCUCCUAAGUAUCUUGGUUCUCGAGCACCAGAACCAGUGAAGAAAAAAGUUUUAGAAAUGAUGUACAGCUGGACUCUGAGUUUACCAGAGGAGACAAAGAUUUCUGAUGCUUAUCAGAUGCUUAAGAAACAAGGUAUUAUUAAACAGGAUCCAGAUCUUCCUGAUGAUAAGCCCUGUCCUCCUCCACCACCCAGGCCCAAAAACGCCAUUUUUGAGGAUGAGGAGAAAUCAAAGAUGUUGUCCCGUCUUCUGAAUAGCUCUCAUCCUGAGGACCUGCGGGCAGCAAACAAACUCAUCAAAGAAAUGGUUCAGGAGGAUCAGAAGCGUAUGGAGAAGGUGUCGAAAAGGGUGAAUGCUAUUCAGGAAGUAAAGGAGAGUGUUGGGCUUCUCACACAGCUACUGGGAGAUUACAGCAAAGAGAGCAGCUCACAUAGUAACGAGGAGCUCAUUAAGGAUCUCUACCAGCGCUGUGAGAAAAUGAGACCCACUCUGUUCAGACUGGCAAGUGAUACUGAGGAUAACGAUGAAGCUCUUGCUGAGAUCUUACAGGCGAAUGACAGCUUAACACAGGUGAUCAAUCUGUACAGGCAGCUAGUGAAGGGGGAAGAGGUGAAUGGAGACACCAGCAAUACAGCCGGACUCCCAGGCAGCAGUACCGCUUUGUUGGACCUGACAGGACUGGACACUUCCCUUUCGGCUCAGUCUUUCUCUGAAUUUCCCUCUCAGACACCAUCUUCACAUGAGCUGGGCAUUAGCCUUCUGGAUGAUGAGCUCAUGUCCCUGGGCUUGACUGAAGUCAAUUCUAACCUGGCACAUUCCCAAUCUGGAGAUGCUAUGACGUGGAAUACUUUUCAGUCAUCAGAGUCUGUGGACGCACCCGUUACGCCAGUCCCUGCAGUGCUGUUGCCAGUGGCAAGUGCUACCAAGACGCCUGUUACUCUCCCUGUGACAUCCACUAAAUCCCUAGACGAGUUAGACCUGUUGGGUAAGACCCUGCUGCAGCAGUCUCUACCCCCAGAAAAUCUUCAGUUCAAAUGGGACAAACUUCAGUCUCAGUCCAAACCCACACUACGAGACCUUCAGAUCAAAUCUGGAAACAACUCCGCUACAACCCCCAGUCCUGUGUUGGCCUUUUCCGCUGAGCCAGGAGCUCUUCUGAACUCACAGCUCACAGCAGGCAUCACUCCAGCCUCUACCCCUCAGGAUGACAUAUCAUUGGUGAAUCUGACUGUGCCCCUGGAGUCUAUCAAACCUAGUAGCUUGUUACCUGUGACAAUCUUUGAUAAACACAGCCUGCGAGUUUUGUUCCAUUUUGCAAGAGACUCUCCACCAGCCCGACCAGAUGUUUUAGUGGUGAUAAUUUCCAUGUUGUCAUCUGCCCCUGUGCCCAUCUCAAAUGUACGAUUCCAGGCUGCUGUUCCUAAGACUAUGAGAGUGAAGCUGCAGCCACCGUCGGGAUCAGAUUUACCGGCCUUCAACCCUAUAUUGCCCCCUGCCGCCAUUACACAGGUCCUGCUUUUAGCCAAUCCUCACAAGGAGAAGGUGCGGUUGAGAUACAAACUGACAUUUGAUUUAGGAGAAGAAUCACAUGAUGAAAGCGGAGAUGUAGAGCAGUUCCCUCCGCCAGAGUCCUGGGGAAACCUUUAAAGAAACAGACUGAUUUCCUGCUAGUGGCCCCUCUGCUUCCUGAUGGCAGUUCAUAUCCAGACUGUCAAUGGCUCUGCCUUUGAUCCAGAUCUCUCUCUCCUCUCCUCCGGAUGAGUGCUGAGAGGAGGCCUUUAAAUAAACUUGUUUGAUUUUUAAUUCCAGUUCUAACUUUUUUAACACCCCCCCCCCCCUCCUUUUUUUUCCCCCUUGUUGUUGUUGUUUUCGGCCCUUUUUGUAUGAAGCUUUAAAUGUUUGAAAGUUAGAGAGUUGAGUUUUGUGGUCAUUCAUGACAUUACUUCCACGUGUGAAUUGAGAUGCUGGAGUCUCAGUCAGCUGUAAUGACAUAGAGCAGGUGAAAUUUCUGCACUAAUUGUUUCAUUUUCAUUGUGUUGAUUAAUAGGUUUUGUGCACUUGCACACAUUCUUGAUCAUAUUUCUGUUUUUUGUGUGUUUGAUUGUAUUGUCAGGCUGCAUGUGGUUUUACUGGUAACACCAAACUUGAAUCAAUUUCUUAGCAAGGAAUACUUAAACUAAAGUAGACUAUAUUCAAAUCAAACAGCCCUUCAUUCAUUGUAAUUUUUGCAUCUAAUUUAUGAUUGUCCUCAAUCCUAAAAUUGCCCUUGUUCUGUACACUGUACUGCUCUUGAACAUCACGCUGAUGUCUUGUUUAUAUUUACCGUACGUGCCUAAUCAGAUUUUUUUUUUUUUUUUCAUGCUAAUGUGAAUAUAAUUUUGUGUUUGAUGCUUGUUUUUAAUUGUCAGAAUAACAUAAGCAUUUGCCCCUCGGGUAAACACUUUUUUGAAUCCUUGAUGGUUCCACAAUUAAUCUGGGCUCUUUCAGUGCAGUACAGUUUAAUGAAUACUAUUUCACCCUUCACCAUGCUUGUAUAAGAUAAAAGAAGUUAUCAGAAGAAUUCUGUAUUCAGAAAAUGUUAACAGAAAUCAUUUGCUGAAUCAGGAUGCUGCUGCUGCAUCAGAAUUCUCUGCAGACAGGAAUUUAAAUUAGUUCUCAAAUAAACAAUUCUAGUUUGUGUCUCCCUACAGUUAAAGGUCUGUGAUAAAGCCAGUUGCAUUCCAGAUUAUGUCCUUCCAACCUGACAAAGUGUAAAUAUCGGUAUUGCUAUUAUGUACAUUUGCCAAAAACUUAUACAGAGACUAAACAUACGGAGAAGUGAAUGUAGUGCAAAUAUGUAUUUAAGGGAAAUAAAGUUAUUCUUUUUCUCUGGGGUUUAAAA